AGGAGGGCUCGCGGCUUUCUCGGGACUCGUGGCGCGGGUGAUCCCGGCUCUGCGAGGGAGGCCUCCCAGGGACUGAGAAACUCUCGGUUGCAUCUCCCGGUGGCAGUCAGAGCCAGCACGUGUGCGGGUCUGGGCUGGGAGGUGUGCCGGCCGGGCGGGGCUGCGCGCAGGCACGAGGGAGACACCGAGGCCGAGUGGGUCUGGAGGCGGUCUGCACGGCCCAGGCCGCGAUGCUUCAGGGGGAGUCGCUGCCCUGCCCGCACCUCCACCCCUCCCCAGGGAGGGUCGCGGGGAGGGAGAGCCCAGUCAGACCUACCUUGUCAAGCACUCUGCUCUCCCUUGACAGGAAAACUGAGAAGGAAAGAAUGGCCUUAGAUUUGCUGCCUGCUCAGAUGACAGAGUCAGUGACGUUUAGGGAUGUUGCUGUGGUCUUCAGCCGGGACGAGUGGUUGCACCUGGAUGCUGCCCAGAGAAGCCUGUACCGGGAGGUGAUGCUGGAGAACUACAGCACCCUGGUCUCGCUGGGGAUUCCAUUUUCAAUGCCAAAGUUGAUCUGCCAGUUGCAACAAGGAGAAGAUCCCUGCAUGGUGGAAAGAGAAAUCCCUCAAGAUGCCUGCCUUGGUUUUAAGACAUGGCCUGAAAUAGAAGCAUUGCCUUGCAAACAGGACAUUUCUACAGGAGAAACAUCUCAAGGAAUAAUAAUGAAAAACUCCAUUAAGUUGGACAUCAAGUGUGGAGAAGCUUUGGAAUUUGAGGGCAGGACACAACAAGAGCAACAGAAAAAAACUCUCAGGCAAGUGGUAGCCUCACAGAAGAAAACCAUCAGUGGAGCUGGAAACCAGACAAGUCUUGAAUUAGGGAAAGGCUUAUUUAUAAAUACAGUUCUUAUUAGACGACAAAAUGUUCCUAUGGAAAGAGUACCCAGUGUAUAUUAUACUUUUGGGAGAGAUUUUAAACAGAAUAUUGAUCUAAUGAGAUGUUUCCAGAUUUACCCAGGAGAAAAACCUCAUAUUUACAAUGAAUGUGAAAAAAGCUUCAAUCAGAGUCUUCAUCUUUUUGAAGGCCAGAGAAUUCAUACUGGUGAGAAACCUUACAAAUGUAAUGAGUGUGGGAAGACCUUCAGCCACAGAUCAUCACUUCUUGCCCAUCAGAGAAUUCAUACUGGAGAGAAACCUUACAGAUGUAAUCAAUGUGAGAAAGCAUUUAGUAGCAGUUCAACCCUUAUCAAACAUUUGAGAGUGCAUACUGGAGAGAAACCCUAUCAGUGUAAGGACUGUGGUAAAGCUUUUAGCCAGUGUUCCACCCUCACUGUACAUCAGAGGAUUCAUACUGGAGAAAAACUCUAUAAAUGUGGAGAAUGUGAGAAGGCCUUCAAUUGUAGAGCAAAGCUUCAUAGACACCAACAAAUCCAUACAGGUGAGAAACCCUAUAAAUGUCAUGAAUGUGGGAAAAGUUACAGCCAGUUUACAUCUCUGGUUGAACAUCAGAGGCUUCAUACUGGAGAACAACUGUGUAAAUGCUUGGAAUGUGGGAGAAAUUUCACUCGCAUCUCAACCUUUAUUGAACAUCAGCGGAUUCAUACUGGACAAAAACCAUAUCAAUGUAAUGAAUGUGGGAAAGCCUUCAACCAGUAUUCAUCCUUUAAUGACCAUCGGAAAAUUCAUACUGGAGAAAAACUUUACACAUGUGGAGAAUGUGGGAAAGCCUUUGGUUGCAAAUCUAACCUUUAUAGGCAUCAGAGAAUCCAUACUGGAGAGAAACCAUAUCAGUGUAAUCAGUGUGGAAAAGCUUUCAGCCAGUAUUCAUUCUUAACUGAACAUGAGAGAAUCCAUACUGGAGAGAAACUCUAUAAAUGUAUGGAAUGUGGGAAAGCCUACAGUUACAGAUCAAACCUUUGUAGACACAAAAAAGUUCACAAUAAAGAAAAACUCUAUAAAUGGAAAGAAUAUGGGAUCAGAGAUUUCUUAGAGGAGAUAAGUCCUAUGACGUUUAAUUCAUCUCUGAAAUAAUUUAAGGGUUCUCAUUGGAGAAUAAUCAGGAGAAUAAUAAAUAGGGCACAGGCUUCUGGUAGAUCAAGCCUUUUUUUUACUUCUCUUAGAGAAAAUAUGCUAGUUAUCACUAAGUAAUGGUAGAAGUGACCAACGGAUAUUAAGAGCACUGCCUUGUCAAAUUUUAUAAGAACCAGUAAAUUUAAGAUUUCUAAAAACAUAAAAAUUUUAAAUUCACAGAAAAUUGUAAAAGACCUAACUUUGAAAACAAUGGAAUAUAAGUUUUAUUUCUUUCAUUAGACUUUGUUGCCUUUCUAACAGUAAGUUUCAAUAUGAAUUUUCUUUUAAAGGCAGUCACUGAGUUAUUAAUAAUGUGAAUAAGUGUGGGGCCUUAUUUUCUAAAAUGGCAGAUAAAUAUAGGACAUGCUGUCUUUCAUAAAGAGAAGCUAAAGAUAAAAAGAAAUUCUUUAAAUUUAGAUUUUCACAUGGAAAUAAUUAAGCUCACUUUUUGUGAACUGCCUCACCAGCAAUUUAUAUUUAUAAAUAUACAUGUAUGUAUAUGUGUGUUAGUUGCUCAGUCAUGUCUGACUCUUUGCGACCCUGUAGACUGUAGCUUGCCAGGCUCCUCUGUCCAUGGAAUUCUCCAGGCAAGGCUACUGGAGUGGGUAGCCAUUCCCUUCUCCAGAGGAUCUUCCUGAUCCAGGGAUCAAACCUGGGUCUCUUGCUUAGCAAGCAGAUUCUUUACCGUAGCCUGAGCCACCAGUGAUAGACAUAAAUGUAUGUAUGUAUUCAUGUGUAUAUAUACAUAGAGAGAGAAUUUUGGACUGUAUUUUUUCAAAAUUCUUUGAUGAUUAAAAAAUUUGGUUUUAUUAAUUUAGAAUUUAGUUUUGAAAAUUAAAAUUUUGCCCAAUGGUGUCUCUUCCUUUUCUUUUCUUACAUCAUUUCUUAAUAUGAUAUGCUUCUACAUUGCUGAACAGAGUCUUAGAGAAGUUGGUGUCAACUGAAGCAAGUGAAGAGACUAUCAUGCAAAUACUGUCUUGUAUAUUGCAAAAGGAAUAUAUUUCCAGACUCUGAUUAUAUAUUUGGUAGCUCAUUAACACCAAGAGAGAUUUUAAUUUAGUUAGUUAUAGUCUUUCAUUUUAACUAAUGAAGAAAUUGAGCUUUUUGAGUACAAUUAAGACUAGAAUCUAGAUCUUCAGCUCUGGUUGUAAUAAUUAUAGGUUAAUUUACAACCUCAGGCCCCAAGAGUCCAAGUACCAAAGCUAUUUGUUUUGUAAACUGGUUAGGCACAUUGCAUUAGUUUAAUCUGUUUUAUUUUUAUGUUUGAUAACUCCCUCAAUUUUAAUCUUAAUAAUUGACUUAGUCAUCUUUUCCUUUUUUCUUAUGAGUCCCUAAUUAUAACUGCUUUUAUAGUAACUGUACUUAAAUCCUAAAACCUAGCUAUGGUCCAGAUAGUGAAAUUACAUUUGGGUGUUUCACAUAUAAAAUUGCCUUUUUGUUUAUUUUUGUUACACAUCUUUUAGGACUUCUUUUAUGUAAAGUGAUAUAUGAGUAUUUUAUUAUUAAACAUUCUAAUUAUUGGUAUAAACUAGUUAUCCAAACAUGUUCCAUGUUUUGCAGAAAGAUUUCAUUUUCCCCUGGGUCUACUUCCUUCAGUUUUAUAUUUACUUUCACAAUGGGUAUCAUUCAAAAGAACUGUUCUAUUAAUAUGAAAAUUAGCUAGAACCCUCUGAGACAUCUAAACUGUAUCCUGAGUUCAGAAUUAAACUCAAGCAUUCAGCAUUUGACUUGUCUUAGCUCAUUAGAAAGUGUUUUCUGGGGGAUUCCCUGCUGGUCAAGUUUUUUAGAACAUGGUGUUUUCACUGCUGGGGCCCAAGUUCCUUCCCUGGUCAGGGAACUAAGAUCCUUCAAGCUGGGUGUCAUGGUCAAAGAAAGUGGAGUGAGGUGGGGGGUGUUUCUUACGUAUUCAAGUAUGUUUAUAAGGAAAAUGGGGCUUCCCAGGUGGCACUAGUGGUAAAGAACCUGCCUGCCAAUGCAGGAGACCUACGAGAUGUUCCCUGAGUUCGAUCCCUGGGUUGGGAAGAUUCCCUGGAGAAGGGCUUGGCAACCCACUCCAGCAUUCUUGCCUGGAGAAUCUGAUGGACAAAGGAGCCUGGUGGGUUACAGUCCAUAGAGUCACAAAGAGUCAGACUAAAGCAACUUAGCACUUAAGGAAAAUGAAGCUUUUAGACCUCAGUUUUUAACAUCAUACAGAGCCAUUUGCAAGAUAUUCUAGAUAAAAUCACAUUUGAUUAUCCAAUAGCAGUAUCCACACAUUAUGCAGAUUUUGUUCUCUAAAUGCUAUUCCUCACUGAAAUGAAGUAGGGCUCCUUGAAGAAAUGGCUGAUUCCAUAUGUUUGGAACAAGGAAAAUAUAAGAUAUGCCUGGAAUACUUUUUUUGUGAAACAAAGAACUCAAAGACUAAAGGGAUAAUGUCAGAAGGAUGUGAGGGCCAAUUUAAAGGAGCCCUCACUGGUCAAAUUUAGGACAAUUUGAACAUCAAAAAGAAUAAUCACAGUAAUUGGUUAUAACACACUAAAUAAAAUAAAAUGAUCCUAUAAAGAAAAAACAGAAAAAAAUAGAAAAGCUCUUUAUAUACUUAUUUGGAGAAUGUCAUCUCCUCAUUGUAUGCGGAGUGAUAGAUUUAGAAAAAUCACCAUUUUACAACCCUUAAUGUAAUUAAAUUAGGCACAUUCAAUGGAUGGGAAAACCCUAUUUUGUGGGAAAAAAAUUAACAAGCAUUAUUUACACAGUGUCAAGAUCACAGAUACCAAUGACAGAGGAAAGAUAUUCCUUUAUAAUGGAGAAAUCUGGCUAUUAAACUGAGUUUCUCUACCAGUGGAACAAGCUGACAUGUGACUCUUGAUGAGAUGCAAUAUAAAGUACACAUGAUCAUCCUGUGAUGUAUUCUUGCCAAAAAAAAAAAUGGAACUCUAAUUAAAUCUCUUAUCUAGACUUAUCUUCCUGUUUAUAAGAAAUACAAGGAAUAGAGGAACAAACUGAAUUACAUAGUGAAGAAUUAGACAAGUCUAGAGUUUGAGUUAUUGUACAAGAUAGCUUGUCUGGACUUUUCAAGAAACCAAUAUAAUAAAACAAGGGGCGGAGUCAUCUAGAUUAAGAAACUUGAGAUAUAACCAAAUGCAAAGUGUGAUUCUUAUUUGGCGUCUGAUUCAGAAAAUCAAAACAACUGUAAGACAUUUAGGGGGACAUGGGGAAAUACGAAGAUAGAAUGGAUAUUAGGUGAUGUAGUAUAUUUAAUUUUCCUAGAGGUAUGAUGUUUAUGAUGAUGUUGAAGUAUGAAGGACAGUACCCUUCUUCUUAGGAGAUGCAUGCCAAAGUUUUCAAAUUUGAAGAGUCAUGAUGUUUGUAGCAUAUUUUAAAAUAAAUAUGUAAAAAAUUAGUCAACUGUUGUUGAAUCUUUGUGGAAGAUGUAGUAUGUUCAUUGGUCAUUCUGUAAACUUCUGUGGGUUAAAAAAUUUUAAUAAAAAAUUGAAGCAAAAAUUUGAUUGGAAAAGUGAUGCGUAUGAAGCUUCCAGUCAGUAUUCUUCCUUUAUACUCAUAAAUUUCUGGUUUGAGAGUUUAUCCUAUAUGGAUGUGAUCAUUGGAAAUAACUUAACCAUUGUUUGUUCUGGUUCCUAUUAUAGAAUAAGCACACAACACCUUAUAUCUCCUACUAAAUAUGACUAAAAAUCCUAGAGAAUGCAUGGAACAGUGGCCUGAGGAUCCUGAAAAGUAAUGAUGGUAGCAGCCAGAUUUGGGAAGGAAACAAGAUUUUUUAAAUAAGACCAGCCUGUUACUCUCAGGCAUGUCUGUGCUGAGGACACUGGUGGUUGAGCAAACAUCUAAACCUCUCAGAGAGGACAGCAUUUAUCUCUGGUCAGAGAACUGUUAGAAGAAUCCUCAUUGUUUUUCAUCUCUCACUGUUUGCUACUUGGACCUGGAGGUGGGUGUGUCCAUUAGGUGUGUAGCAGAGAGGAGAAUCUGAAGCCUUGGUGUCUUAAUCAGAAGACCAGAAGAGGAGUGGGCCCUGGGAGCUGGAAUGUGUCAGGCUGGUGACAGAAAAGGAAACUCAGGAAAGGAAUUUCAUGAGGUUGUGUAUAUAAUCCCAGACUCAUCCCUAAUCUCAAUCCAGAAUCUCAUAAUAUAAUGUAGAAUUGCACAAAGUGUAGAAAUUAGGAAAAUCUCAAUAGUUCAUAAGGAGAAAGACAACAGGCCACAAGACAACGUGCCCCAAGAUGACACAAAUGUUGGAAUUAUAAAAGUAGGCAUUACAACAAUGUUUCAAAAAAUGUGACCAUUCUUGAAUGGAAACUUAAAAGUUCUCAGCAGGAAAAUAGG
Messenger RNA from Dama dama (fallow deer), 6365 nucleotides. It is a transcript of the gene ZNF354C, whose product is annotated as zinc finger protein 354C. Gene Ontology annotation, biological process: regulation of transcription by RNA polymerase II. Bases 231 to 2009 code for a protein of 592 amino acids. The record is from RefSeq and is a predicted model, not a curated record. The transcript has 5 exons. Gene Ontology annotation, molecular function: RNA polymerase II cis-regulatory region sequence-specific DNA binding; DNA-binding transcription factor activity. NCBI's taxonomy places the organism in Eukaryota, Metazoa, Chordata, Mammalia, Artiodactyla, Cervidae.